UGGUUCACUUUUUUAUUCUUGGGUUGGGUUUUUGAGCAAGUACAUGAAUCGGCGAUGCUGCUGGAAGCUUUGAAGUCUCCUUUCCUAAACACAACCCUUUUGAAUUUCAAUUUGAAUACUCACUCUUCAAAGUAUCAUCUUCAGCUUAAUUCCACCAUCUCAUGUUCAGUCUCACCAGAUCCAUGGUCCCUCAGCGAUGGAAACAAACCCAAACCCAAACCUAAAUCAAAGAACCCAAAGAAUCCUCUUUCAGACGACAACGCUCGCCGCAUUAUCAAAGCCAAAGCCCGUUAUUUAAGCGUUUUGAGGCGCAACCAGGGUUCACGAGCCCUCACACCCAGGUGGAUCAAGAGGUCCCCAGAGCAGAUGGUUCAAUACUUGGAGGACGAUAGGAACGGCCAUUUGUACGGUAGGCAUGUCGUGGCAGCCAUUCAGCGGGUCCGGAGCCUUUCGGGUUUACCCGAUGGGUCUUAUGACAUGAGGCAGGUCAUGGCUUCUUUUGUUACCAAACUCACUUUUAGAGAGAUGUGUACUGUGUUGAAAGAGCAAAGGAAUUGGAGGCAAGUCAGGGACUUUCUUGCUUGGAUGAAGUUACAGUUAAGUUACCGGCCCAGUGUUAUCGUCUAUACGCUUGUGCUUCGAACUUAUGGACAAACCGGAAAAAUCAAGCUUGCAGAACAGACAUUCUUGGAAAUGCUUGAGGCUGGGUGUGAGCCGGAUGAAGUUGCUUGUGGAACUAUGCUGUGUGCAUAUGCUAAAUGGGGUCGCCAUAAGCCCAUGUUGUCAUUUUUCUCUGCUGUACAAGAAAGGGGCAUCGUGCUCUCUGUUGCAGUUUACAAUUUCAUGCUAUCUUCUUUGCAGAAGAAAACUUUUCACCCAAGUGUCAUAGAGAUUUGGAGACAGAUGGUAGCAAGUGGUAUAAUGCCCAAUCAAUUUACAUAUACAGUUGUAAUCUGUUCAUUAUUGAAAACCGGUCUUACUGAUGAAGCUUUCAAGACUUUUAAGGAGAUGAAGGCUAUGAAAUUUGUACCAGAGGAGGUUACUUAUAGUCUUCUUAUUACCGAAAAUUCUAAAAAGGGUGUCGAAGAAGAAGCUUUAAGGCUCUAUCAAGACAUGAGACAACAAAAAAUAGUUCCUAGUAACUUCACAUGUGCUUCACUUCUAUCCCUGUACUACAAAAGUGGGAAUUAUUCUAAAGCUUUAUCUCUCUUCUCAGAAAUGGAGAGAUAUAAAGUUGUAGCGGAUGAAGUCAUAUAUGGGUUGCUUAUUAGGAUAUAUGGUAAGCUUGGUCUAUAUGAGGAUGCCAUGACAACAUUUGAAGAGAUUGAGAAGUUGGGCCUAUUAAGUGAUGAUAAAACAUAUAUAACUAUGGCACAAGUCCAUCUCAAUGCCAGGAAUUGUGAAAAAGCACUAGAUGUAAUGGAACAGAUGAGAUCUAGAAAGGUGGAGUUUUCAAGGUUUGCCUAUAAUGUUUUGUUACAAUGCUAUGUUAUGAAGGGGGACACAGAAGCUGCUGAACUUACCUUACACGCUCUUUCAGAGACUGGCUUCCCUGACUGUUCUUCUUGCACCAGCAUGCUAACUUUGUAUAUAAAACUAGGACUUACCGACAAGGCGAAAGAUUUCAUUACCCAGAUACGAAAAAAUCAAGUAAAAUUUGAUAAGGUGCUUCUUAAGAUGGUUAUCAAGGUAUAUUGCAAGGAAAACAUGUCAAGUGAUGUUGAGCAAAUGAUACACGAGCUUAGCAAAAACUGUUUGUUCGAAGAUGACAGGUUCAUUCAAACAGUUUCAAUGGCUAUACAUGGAGACUUUAUGAGACUUAAAGCUGAUUCAGAUCCCUUGGACCAAACUGGUGCAAUGGCAUAUGAGCUACUGCUGACUCUGUAUAUGGUAGCAGGAACUGCAAGUAAGAUGGAAGAAACACUCAAGUUGUUGCUGAAGACUGCUAAUGGCUUGUUAGUAGCCAGUCAACUGGUUAACAAUUUCAUCAAAGAAGGUUUGACAUUUGCAGCAGAAUCUCUAUUUGACCUAUUACUGAAGCUAGAUUGCAAGCCGGAGAUUUCUACUUGCUCGUCUAUGAUAUAUUUAUAUGGAAAGCAAAAUCAGCUGGAACGAGCCAAACAAGUCUUUGCAGCAGUGGUGGAUGCUCCUGCAGCACGAAAAUAUUUGUACAAUUCUAUGAUUGAUGUAUUUGCCAAAUGUGCAAAAGUGGACGAGGCAUACUUGUUUUACAAAGAGGAAAAUAAGAAAGGCCAUGAUAUUGGUGAUGUUGCAAUCAGCAUGCUUGUGAAAACAUUGGCUAGUUGUGGAAAGCAUCGUGAGGCAGGGAAUAUCAUCAAUGAUUGUUUCUGUAAGAACAUGGAGCUUGAUGCAGUGGCAUACAAUACCUUCAUAAAGGCAAUGCUAGAUGCUGGUAGAUUGAAUUUUGCUGCCAGUAUCUAUGAGAGAAUGCUUAAAAAUGAUGUUGCUCCAUCAAUUCAAACAUUCAACACCAUGAUUACUGUGCAUGGGCGUAGUCGAGAUCUAGAUAAAGCUAUAGAGAUGUUCAACACUGCUCGAGUAAAGAGUGUGGCUCUGGAUGAGAAAGCAUACACGAAUUUGAUAUGUUACUAUGGGAAGGCUGGUAGAAGUGGCGAAGCAUCCAUCUUGUUUAACCAAAUGCAGGAAGAGGGAAUAAAACCUGGGCAGGUGAGCUACAAUAUUAUGAUGAAUGUGUAUGCUAGUGGGGGAUCCUACAAAGAAGCUGCACAGCUUUUUUGUUCCAUGAAAAAAGAUGGUUGCUCACCUGACUCGUUUACCUAUCUAGCCCUUGUUCGAACUUAUGCAGCUAGUCACAAGUACAUGGAAGCGGAGGAAGCCAUUAGGUUGAUGGAGAAACAAGGGAUAUCCCCGUCGUGUACUCAUUAUAACCUAUUACUCUCUGCAUUCGCAAAAGCAGGUUUGGUGGAGGAAGUGGAGAGGGUUUAUAAGCUAUUAAUCAGAGCUGGAUUGACUCCUGAUGUUGGGUGCUAUCAAACCAUGCUUAGAGUGUACUUGGAUCAUGGAUAUGUGGAAAAAGGCAUAUCUUUGUUCAAAAGCAUUAAUGUAAAACCAGACAGGUUUAUCCUGAGUGCAGCUGUGCAUUUGUACAGGUCGGCAGGCUUGGCCCUCGAGGCUGAAGGUGUUUUAAGUUUCAUGAAUAGUUUGGGCAUCCCUUUUCUCAAGAAUCUUGGCAUUGGAAUUGGAUUGAAGAUAAAGGUUGCAGAUUGAAAUAAAAAAGGCUUCAUCUGCUAGCAACAAGCAUUUAGAGGAGUUUAUUCAUUUUUUGUUUUUGGUAAAGUUUCUUUUAACUUUGUAAUUGUAACAAUGCGCUUGCCUCUUGAUGAUUUGAAUACUAUAUUUGUGUAUUAUUCUAAAUUAGAGGGGUGAUCAUAUUGAUGUGGAAUGUUGAUGCUCUGCCUAAACUAAAAUUGUUUUUUUAUCAAUGGAAGAUUACC
Messenger RNA from Cynara cardunculus var. scolymus (artichoke), 3476 nucleotides. RefSeq names its product pentatricopeptide repeat-containing protein At5g27270. Bases 55 to 3249 code for a protein of 1064 amino acids. Gene Ontology annotation, molecular function: protein binding. The record is from RefSeq and is a predicted model, not a curated record. The transcript is spliced from 8 exons. Lineage: Eukaryota; Viridiplantae; Streptophyta; Magnoliopsida; Asterales; Asteraceae.